This is a messenger RNA of Trichoplax adhaerens, 1251 nucleotides long. RefSeq lists its product as uncharacterized. Bases 1 to 1251 code for a protein of 416 amino acids. NCBI's taxonomy places the organism in Eukaryota, Metazoa, Placozoa, Uniplacotomia, Trichoplacea, Trichoplacidae. Gene Ontology annotation, molecular function: flavin adenine dinucleotide binding; acyl-CoA dehydrogenase activity. The record is from RefSeq and is a predicted model, not a curated record. The transcript is spliced from 14 exons.
AUGAGAAGAUUCGAAAAUUCUAGAGCUAAAUAUCUUCUCUACUACAACGCAUACGUAAGAUUAAGACCCGAACAACAGCAUCGGAAAAUUGCGCUGUGUGCUGAUCCUUCGUCUGGACUAACCCCGGAACAAAAGGAAUUGCAACGUGUCGCGCAAGAUUUUGCGAAAAAUGAAAUGGUACCGAAUCGUAAAAACUGGGAUGAAAAUGAGAUUUUCCCUAUCUCUACCAUUCAAAAGGCUGGUUCUUUAGGAUUUGGAGGCAUGUAUUGCCGUGAAGAUAUUGGUGGUACUGGUUUAUCGAGAGUAGAUUCAUCUAUAGUUGCUGAGGCCCUGGCAUCUGGCUGUACCUCAACUACCGCUUAUAUUACUAUUCACAAUAUGUGUUGUUGGAUGAUUGAUAAAUUUGGAAACCAAAAGCAAAGGGAGAGGUGGCUUCCUGACUUAACCAGUUUUCGGAAACGGGCCUCUUAUUGUCUAACCGAACCUGGGAGUGGGAGUGAUGCCGCCUCGCUAAUAACUACAGCGAAAUCUGACGGAGAUCAUUAUAUUAUUAAUGGUUCCAAGAUGUUUAUAAGUGGUGAAAGUCACUGCUAUGUUGUAAUGGUUAGAACUGGUCAAUCAGGCUCAAAAGGGAUAUCAUGCGUAGUGAUAGAAAAUGAAACCCCUGGAAUUAACCUCGGCAAAAACGAAAAAAAACUUGGCUGGAAAACACAGCCGACUCAUGCCAUCAUGUUCGAAGAUUGUCGAGUACCUAAGAAGAACCUUAUUGGACAAGAAGGACAGGGAUUUAAUAUUGCCAUGCAUGGACUCAAUGGGGGUCGUGUUAGUAUCGCGUCUUGUUCACUGGGAGCUGCUCAAGCUACACUGGAAAUGUCAUUGGAGCACUUAGCCGUACGCAAGCAAUUUGGAAGACCUCUAGCUAGUAACCAGUACUUGCAAUUCAGGCUAGCGGAAAUGGCAACUGACCUCGUAGCUUCACGGUUGAUGGUACGCAAUGCUGCCAGAGCACUUGACGCCGGUUCUCCAGAUCUUGUGUCUUUAUGUUCUAUGGCUAAAUUAUUUGCAACGGAAAAGUGUUUUAAGAUAUGCAAUGAUGCUAUACAAAUGCACGGUGGCUAUGGAUACUUAAAUGAAUAUGGUGUACAUCAGUUCAUGCGUGACGCAAGAGUUCAUACAAUUUUAGAAGGUACGAAUGAAAUUAUGCGAAUGCUAAUAUCUCGAGAUCUUCUAAAGGAAUAUUGUAUUCUUUGA